This is a messenger RNA of Erigeron canadensis, 1126 nucleotides long. RefSeq names its product mitogen-activated protein kinase kinase kinase 18-like. Gene Ontology annotation, biological process: protein phosphorylation. The transcript has a single exon. The coding region runs from base 1 to 1035 and encodes 344 amino acids. NCBI's taxonomy places the organism in Eukaryota, Viridiplantae, Streptophyta, Magnoliopsida, Asterales, Asteraceae. Gene Ontology annotation, molecular function: ATP binding; protein kinase activity. The record is from RefSeq and is a predicted model, not a curated record.
AUGGGGUGGACCAGAGGCCAUGUUCUUGGCCAUGGGUCAUCGGCCACCGUGUCCACUGCCACCACCGCGACUGGAGAAACUUUCGCAGUCAAAUCCGUUGUUGUAUCAAAGUCAGAAACUUUGCAAAGAGAGCAACAGUUUUUAUCCAUUUUGAGUAGUCCUUAUGUAGUAAGUUACACAGGGUGUGACAUUACUAAAGAAAACAAAAAAAUGAUAUAUAAUUUACUAAUGGAGUACAUGCCAGGAGGUACCGUUAUUGAUGUAAUACAAGCGCGGAAUUAUGGGAGUUUAAAUGAGUUAGAAAUAGCAAACUACACAAGGCAAAUUAUUCAAGGGCUAGAGUACAUUCAUUCAUUUGGCAUAGUGCAUUGUGAUAUCAAAGGCGCGAAUAUAUUAGUUAACAAAAAUGGUGUGAAGAUAGCGGAUUUUGGUUGUGCUAAAUGGGCUAAUGAAGAUGUGCCAUUUCGUGGCACGCCUAUGUUCAUGGCUCCGGAAGUAGCACGAGGCGAGUCACAAGGGUUUAAAGCCGAUAUAUGGGCACUUGGAUGCGUAAUUAUUGAAAUGGCAAUAGGCAAUUCACCAUGGUCUAAUGUAAAUAGUCCUAUAUCAGUUCUUUACAAGAUUGGUUUUUCAGGUGAAUCCCCGGAUAUCCCAGAUGGGUUUUCACCAAAAGCCAAAGAUUUUAUCAAAAAAUGUCUAAUUCAAGACCCAGAAGCUCGGUGGAGUGCCACCGCGCUUCUAAAACACCCGUUUCUUGAACAAUUUGAUCAUGAUCAAGAUCAAAACUUUUUGACAUGUUCACCAACAAGCAUACUUGAUCAAGAUGUUUGGGGUUCAAUUCAACAAUCAGCAUUAGUGGGUAGUGAUUAUAAUCAAGAAACAUGUACAUCAAACUCUUUGAGGCAAAGGGUCGAACAGUUGGCAGGCAACCCAGAAAAAGGAAAGUUUAGAAGUGGGGCUGAAAAAGAGAUUGAUUGGAUGACAAUCAGAAGUAGUUGUAAUGGGGCGGUGACAGGUGGUGAUGAAUGGUGGUAGUAAAUUUGUGCAUAAAAUCAUUGGAUUUAGAAGAAGUGUUUUAGAAGUAGGCAAAGAGGAGGAUAGUAAAAGUGUUAUUUAAUCCAUUUCA